GAGUAGAGAACGGAUGAAGGUCCUCCACAUUCAUCAAGACAUUUUCAACACGAUGACAUCUCUGAAGUUUGCUUUACAUCUGACUUGUUUUUGCUUGUGGAGAAUUGCUCUGGCAUCUACUCAACAACUUAAAUUGUCCCCAUCUGUGCGUCAAGAGACGGGUUUUAUAUCAGCUUAUAUUGGCGAUAGCGUGACAUUACGGUGUUUCUAUAAGGAUGAUGUCGCAGCAAUGUUCUUCUGGUAUAAGCAAACUCUGGGAGAGAAACCAAGGCUCAUCUCAUCCUUCUAUAAGCAUGAUAAAAAUGGCACAUUUAUUGAUGAAUUAAAAAAUGAUCCACGAUUCACACUGGAAUCUAAAAAUGGAAACUAUCACUUGACAAUCUCGAAGUUACGCAUUUCCGACUCGGCUACUUACUACUGCAUAAGUAUCUAUGCCUACCAGUUUCAAUUUACCGAGGGCACCACUGUCGAUGUAAAGGGUUCAGGUUUGAAGAUCCAAGCUACGGUCCAUCAGUCAGCAUCUGAGAGCAUCCAGCCAGGAGGCUCUGUGACUCUGAACUGUACAGUACACACUGGGACCUGUGAUGGAGAACACAGUGUUUACUGGUUCAAGAAGUCGGAAGAAUCUCAGCCAGGACUCAUUUACACCCAUGGAGACAGGAAUGAUCAGUGUGAGAGGAAACCCAACACACAAACACACACCUGUGUCUACAACCUGCCUAUCAAGAACCUGAGUCUUUCUCAUAAUAUGACCUACUACUGUGCUGUUGCCACAUGUGGACACAUUCUGUUUGGAAAUGGGACCAAGCUGGAAUUAGUGGAUAAGGUGGAAUCUCCCGAAUCUCUUGUGUAUUUCUUGAGCGCAGCUUUGGCUUUCACCACCAUCCUGGUUGUUUUAUUGGCUCUCUCAGUGUACAAGGUGAACAAGAGAAACAGCUGCCAAUGUACAGAGUGUCAAACAGCUUCCAACACAGCAAAUGCAGAGGGUUACCAAGAUGUAGACAACCUCCAUUAUGCUGCGUUAAGGGAUCCCAGGACCAACAGAUCAAGAAAAGAGAGAGACAACACCGUCAGUGAAUGUGUGUACUCCAGUGUAAGGCCGUAGAACUGGACAUGUUUCACUUGUACUCGGUUUUUUGGUAGGCUGUGAUUUUGUCAACACCUGUUAACAUAUCGUCAACGUUGGGUAAAAACCUUGAACGUCCAAAAUCAUUGUUUUUAAGAAAAUUAUAAAAAGGCAUAUUCUGAAACAUUUUAUUGAACCAUGUACCUCGGACAAAGUCAGACAAAAUUGCUUUGUCAUUGUUUAAAUAGUUGUAAAAACCAACAUACAGACGUAAAGAGUGAUCAAUCGCAUUGAAAAAAAUUUAUGACGAAAUAUAGAGAAAUAAGGUUUCUGCCCUACAGCUAUGAUAUUACGAUAUUGAGAAGUGAUGUAGAUUUUCUUGAAACAAACUUUUUUAGAAAUGUCUACAUUUUUUAAAUAUGAAUUCCUAUAAGUAUAACUACUUGAACAACCUUGUGCAAUGACAGUAUAGCUGUCUGAUGUGGGUUUUUAUGUGCUGGCAAAGCUGCCAUAUUUCCACUCUCACUAUAGCAGUUGUAUCAGUCUCUCACUGCUGGACUACUAAAAACACGAGAUGUAGGCCUACCACUUCAUUUGCAAAGCAUAACGUUAACCAUUGACAGUGUGUACAUGUCACAGAACCUGACAACAUAUUAUUCUCAAUUCCAUUCCUGGUGAAAUACUGUAUGAUUUAGUCUUUGCAUGUUUUUGUACAUGUUGCUACAAACCCACUGAUGUAAGAAUCUUUGUCUAACUUCCCUUGUGUUCUGCAAUAAAAAGAUGAGAUAAAAACAGUACGGAUGCUUUGUGAAGGGUCGGACAUAUGCUUAGUUUUUGUUUCCAUGUGGUUUCAAGUAGGAUGUCUUCACAUUGUAGUACAAAGAUUUAUUUUCUUUUUAAAUAUGUUGUGUUUGUAUGUUUUAUAUUCCAUUGUUUCCAAGAAAACACAUAAAUAUUAAUAAACUGUAAAUAUCG
Messenger RNA from Sander lucioperca (pikeperch), 2041 nucleotides. RefSeq names its product immunoglobulin kappa light chain-like. The transcript is spliced from 5 exons. Gene Ontology annotation, biological process: response to bacterium. The coding region runs from base 14 to 1105 and encodes 363 amino acids. NCBI's taxonomy places the organism in Eukaryota, Metazoa, Chordata, Actinopteri, Perciformes, Percidae. The record is from RefSeq and is a predicted model, not a curated record.